Messenger RNA from Cylicocyclus nassatus, 391 nucleotides. Lineage: Eukaryota; Metazoa; Nematoda; Chromadorea; Rhabditida; Strongylidae. The record is from the annotation of a GenBank genome assembly.
GGAGUACUCACGACCGUAUGUGUCGCACUGGGAAAACGGUAACUCUGAGGAUGUGACACCCUCGUGCCAAGUAGCUGGCGGCGAUACGGUCUUCCGAGAGUUGUGAUCAUACUCCGUGCAUCCGGCUUUCCAGGAUGACGUUGUCGAGUCAUUUGUUCGAGCCAAAUGUUUCAACCCACUAUUGCUGUGCAAAAGCAUACAAGGAAAUGUUCGUGGUGCCCUAAUCCGUCGCAUGUAUCGCUCAUCGAGUAAGAGGUUAGGGAGAAAAUUUUUUGCAAGUUUUUCCAAGAUUAUGAAGAUCUAUCGACGGUCAUGUGCGUAUGAACAUAUUGGAUUCCUCCGUACUCAUAGAAAUUGUGAACAUUUUGCAAUCGCCAAAAGGUGCUCCUCC